UCCCCCCAACUCCCUAUCCACCACAACCGGAUUAUAUAUUCCCCCAAACCAAACAAACAAACAAAUACCGCCUCUUCCACACCUUCAGGAUUUUCCACUCAUGAAGACGCUUGCUACUUCUUGCUCCAAAACCUUCAUCCACAAGUAUGGCGAUGGAGGGUUUAAGGAUCUUUCUCUCAAUAGACAUGAAGUAUGCUUCUUGCCUCCCAAAAUGGCGCCCAAUCCCCGCCGCUUCUUUCACCUGGUUUCUGUGCAGCACAAGUCGUUUCAUCCGGUUCUUCCGUCUGCCUCUCUGCUGCCGGAAUCGGAGGCAUGUACCCUUUUAUCUUUUUCCUCGUUUUUUAUACUUUUCUUUGCCUGGGAUUUUCUGGGGUGUCAGAGGUUUUUCUUUGUUUCUUCUUGAAACUCAAAAUUUGCCUUUUUCCAAAUCUUGGGUAUGAGGGUGGUUGCUGAGUUUGGUUUUUCAUUUUCCUUAAAACUUUCAUGUGGUUUCUUGGAAACCAAACAAAGCAUGCUAGUGUGGCUGUGAUUAGCUUUUGAUGGAUUAGGGAAUCUUGUUUUCUUUUUGUCUACUUCUAAACAAUUCAUAUGGAAUCCACUCAUGGGCUUUUACAACGUGGGUUCAGUUCUUGAAAAGGACAAAAAAAAAAAAAAUUGUUUGCAACUUAACAAUUUUAGCUUUUUGCUAAAUGGCAUGGUUCAAGGAAAAUCAAGGAGGUAAUUUUAUUGACAUUUUUAUGAAUCG
Messenger RNA from Rubroshorea leprosula, 745 nucleotides. The record is from the annotation of a GenBank genome assembly. Lineage: Eukaryota; Viridiplantae; Streptophyta; Magnoliopsida; Malvales; Dipterocarpaceae.